UUGUUUUGUGCGAUUUUGUUUUGGCGUUAUUAUAAUGUUAACUAUCUCGAAAUUUCAAAUGCCACCACCAUUACUUAUAGUUGUAUACACUCGUAUAUAGCUAGCAGCCUAGCAGGACAAAAAAUAGUCACAAGAGAAAGUGAACAGGACAUUAACUAAAAAUGUUAUAUAGGUAAUUUAAUAUAGUACAUACAUUAUUAUCUUCAACUAACGUUCAAUCAUAUAUUAGAUUUUAAAAGAUGUGAGUGUAUGGACAAAUUUGAAUUUAUAACAUAAUAUUUGAUUACGACCAAAUUGUUUUGUUUCUUUAUAGUGAAACCUACGCGAUACUAUUUACGUUAGUGUUUGUUGAAAAAUAUAAGAUUGGUUCAUCAUAGAAAAGAGAGUUGUGACCAUGAUAGCAAUAAUUCUUAUUCUACAGCUUCCCGAAAGUCUUGAUUGAUGGUCCAUACGGUGCACCAGCCCAAGACUACAAAAAGUACGAGGUGGUUCUACUGGUUGGUCUCGGAAUCGGAGCCACACCAAUGAUCAGUAUCGUCAAGGACAUUGUCAACAACAUCAGGGCCAAAGAACAAGCCCAACUCAGCCGAAUGGAGCAUGGAACAAGUGAACCACAACAACGAAACAAGAAAGAGAAUUUCAGGACACGUAGGGCUUACUUCUACUGGGUUACGCGUGAGCAAGGCUCUUUCGAUUGGUUUAAGAACAUAAUGAACGAGGUCGCGGAAAGAGAUACCAACCGUGUCAUCGAGCUUCAUAAUUAUUGUACAAGCGUCUACGAAGAAGGCGACGCCCGUUCUGCGCUUAUACAUAUGCUUCAAUCACUAAACCAUGCAAAGAACGGCGUCGAUAUUGUCUCUGGAACAAGAGUUAUGUCCCAUUUUGCUAAACCUAAUUGGAGAAAUGUUUACAAACGCAUAGCCAUGGAUCAUCCUAACACUAAAGUUGGAGUAUUCUACUGUGGAGCACCAGCAUUGACAAAGGAGCUAAGGCAUUUAGCUUUAGAUUUCACCCACAAGACAAGCACUAGAUUUUCCUUCCACAAAGAGAAUUUCUAAAGGAGAACACAGAGCUAAAAGGCAUAAGCAACAAAAGCAAGAGAAAAAGAUGCAUUGAGUUAUGUUUCUCGUAAUUUUACUUCUUUUAUACAAUUUACUUAAUUAUAUAUGUAUACAUAUAUGUGCGCAUGCACCCACAUGAGUACUUGACUGUAGAUUUCCUUUUAUGCUUUUUGGUCGUAUGUUUAAAUUGUUCUCUUUGGAAAGUGUAACCUUAUGUUGUCGACAAAAA
This is a messenger RNA of Raphanus sativus (radish), 1290 nucleotides long. RefSeq names its product respiratory burst oxidase homolog protein C-like. The transcript has 2 exons. The record is from RefSeq and is a predicted model, not a curated record. Gene Ontology annotation, molecular function: NAD(P)H oxidase H2O2-forming activity. The coding region runs from base 525 to 1058 and encodes 177 amino acids. Gene Ontology annotation, cellular component: plasma membrane. Lineage: Eukaryota; Viridiplantae; Streptophyta; Magnoliopsida; Brassicales; Brassicaceae.